Molecule: messenger RNA, 3528 nt
Organism: Staurois parvus
Lineage: Eukaryota; Metazoa; Chordata; Amphibia; Anura; Ranidae
Source: the annotation of a GenBank genome assembly
AUGGAUGCCAAACAGGAAGGUCCUCAUGUAUGGCCGCGUACAGAAGAGCAUCAGCCCAGCACUGCCCAGGUGCAUUUUGUUCCAGAUGGUGGCACUGUGGCACAGAUUGUAUACAGUGAUGAUCAAGAUCGCCCCUCGCAGCAGGUGGUGUACACGGCAGAUGCCUCAUCAUUCACAUCGGUGGAUGCCUCUGAACACACCUUGGUCUAUAUCCACCCUGUGGAUGGCUCUCAGGCUCUCUUCACAGAUCAGCCGCAGGUUGCUUAUGUUCAGCAAGAUGCUACUACCCAGCAGGUGACUGUGCUGCUUCCUGCUUCCCAGAGCAUGAACGCCGCUAACCUGGCUGUUCUCAGCAGUGUCCCCGAGUCUGCCCAAGCUAUGUCGUUGGAGCCUAUGUCACAGGCAUCAUUAUCGGUGCAUGAUGGCGGUUUACCUCCUGUGGAGGGCGUGGAGAGCACAACAAACAUGACUACAUUGCAAAGUCCGAAUACCAAUUCACAGGCAAAGGACGAUGAUGAUGACGAGGAUGAUGAUGACGAGGAUGAGGAUGACGAGGAAGAUGAUGAAGAUGAAGAAGAGGAGGACUCUGAUGCAGAUGAAUGGGAACCAGAUCCACCACGGCCUUUUGAUCCCAAUGACCUGUGGUGUGAAGAGUGCAAUAAUGCCCAUCCAUCAGUGUGUCCGAAACACGGGGCCCUCCAUCCAAUUCCAAACCGUCCUGUAUUGACCCGAGCUCGAGCCAGUUUUGCCCUUAGUCUUGUACAUUGAUCGCUUCCUUGGAGGGGUGUAUUCCAAGCGCCGUAUUCCCAAGCGCACCCAAUUUGGACCUUUGGAAGGACCUUUAGUUAAAAAAUCAGAGCUGAAGGAUGGCUACAUUCAUCUGAAGGUGUCCCUCAGUAACCCUCUGGACUCCCAGGAUGCCUUUCAGGAGGAUCUUUGGUUUGACCUGUCUGAAGAGAGUCUAUGUAACUGGAUGAUGUUUGUCCGACCAGCACAGAACCAUUUAGAGCAGAAUCUAGUGGCCUAUCAGUACGGCCAGCACAUCUAUUACACCACCAUUAAGAAUAUCGAACCAAAGCAGGAACUGAGGGUUUGGUAUGCUGCAUCCUAUGCUGAGUUUGUUAAUCAGAAGAUUCAUGAUAUCUCACAGGAGGAGAGGAAGGUCCUCAGAGAGCAAGAGAAGAAUUGGCCAUGUUAUGAAUGCAAUCGCCGGUUUAUGAGCUCUGAACAACUGCAACAGCACCUAAAUUCCCAUGACGAGAAGCUAGACUUCUUCAGCAGGGCCAAAGGACGUGGUCGUGGAAGGACGAAGAGGAAAUUCGGACCUGGGAGGAGACCAGGGAGACCUCCAAAAUUUAUGCGUUUGGAUUUGUCUGGAGAUAAUCGAGAAAAGUGCAGUCUGGGGAAUCAGGAUCUCCUGCAUUUCCAGAAUAAGAGGUCACAGUUUGAAGAGACGGGUCACACUAAUAUAAAUGGUCUGGAUCAGUCCGAACUCUCACUGGGUACAGUGACACAAGAUCCAACUGAUCAGCAGCCAGACGCCCAGGUUCUGCAGGCCACUGUUCCACCUGUACAGCUCCCACCUGUCGUUUCCCAUAGUGUCCUGACGCCUGAAGACAUGCGACGAGCCAAGCGUAUUCGGAAUGCCGCCCUGCAGCACCUUUUUUAUACGCAAGUCCUUCCGGCCGUUCAAAUGCUUGCAGUGUGGAAAGGCCUUCAGGGAGAAGGAGAAGCUGGACCAGCACUUGCGUUUCCAUGGGCGAGACAGCAACUGUCCCCUGACCUGUGACAUCUGUAACAAGGGCUUCAUCAGCACCAGCUCCCUGGAGAACCACAUGAAGUUCCACCUGGACCAGAAGACCUAUUCUUGUAUCUUUUGCCCGGAGUCGUUUGACCGAUUGGAUCUCCUGAAAGACCAUGUUGCUGUGCACGUUGUCGAUGGCUGCUUCAGCUGCCCUACCUGCAAAAAACGCUUUACAGAUUUUAUUCAGGUGAAAAAAACAUGUUCGAAGUUUCCACUCAGAAAAGAUUUACCAGUGUACAGAGUGUGAUAAAGCUUUCUGCCGGCCAGACAAACUUCGUCUACACAUGCUCAGACACUCUGAUCGCAAAGACUUCCUUUGCUCUACAUGUGGAAAGCAGUUCAAGAGAAAGGACAAGCUGAGGGAACACAUGCAGCGAAUGCACAAUCCAGAGAGAGAGGCCAAGAAGGCGGAUCGCACUGGGCGCACCAAGGCCUUCAAACCACGUCUUGCUUCCACAGACUACGAAAGCUUCAUGUUCAAGUGCCGCAUGUGUAUGAUGGGAUUCCGGAGGAGAGGCAUGCUGGUCAAUCACUUGUCAAAGCGACACCCGGAAAUGAAGAUUGAGGAAGUCCCAGAGCUGACGCUACCCAUUAUCAAACCCAACCGAGACUAUUACUGCCAGUACUGUGAGAAGGUAUAUAAAAGCGCCAGCAAAAGGAAAGCGCAUAUCCUGAAGAACCACCCAGGAGCAGAACUCCCUCCCAGUAUACGGAAACUAAGACCGGCUGGGCCUGGAGAGCCAGAUCCAAUGCUUAGUACUCACACCCAACUCACAGGAACGAUAGCCACACCACCAGUUUGUUGCCCGCACUGUGCCAAGCAAUAUAGCAGUAAGACGAAGAUGGUUCAACACAUACGCAAGAAACAUCCAGAAUUUGCUCUUUUACCCAUCACAACACAGACAGCAAUGAUUAGUACAACUCCCACUGUUCUUGCGGCUGACGGCACGAGUGGUGAAACUGUAGUGACCACAGAUCUCCUAACGCAGGCCAUGACCGAACUAUCUCAGACUCUGACCACAGAAUACCGCACUGCACAGGGAGAUUUCCAGCGGAUCCAGUACAUCCCAGUGUCACAGGGAACGGCCGGCAUGCAGCAAUCACAACAUAUACAGCUGCAGGUGGUGCAGGUUGCUCAGGCUCCAUCUCCUCACCAGACACAGCACUCUACUGUGGAUAUGGGGCAGCUACAUGAAACCCAGGCCUACACUCAACACGCCAUCCAAGUGCAGCAUAUCCAGGUAGCAGAGCCAGCCCCGGGCACCCAGGCGCCUUCUCAGGUAGGGGGCCAGUCUCUCAGCCCUUCGUCACAGGAAACUGAUCAGAAUGUCAACCCCUCACAGAUGCAGACCUCGACCUCUCAGACACAGACAAACUCCUCCACAGUUCAGCACACCUACCUGUCUAGCGGCUGGAACUCUUUUCGCUAUCCUUCUGAGAUCCAGAUGAUGUUACCCCAGGGGCAAUAUGUCAUCACCGAGGCAACUGUGGGCACUCCUGUUGCUCCGGUGACUAGUGGUCAAGUGAAAGCAAUACAGACACAUUAUGUCAUAUCAGAGAGCCAGGGCGAUGUGGAGAUGAAGAAGAAUGGCAGUUUGACUGAAGAAGUCUCUACCAGCUCAGAACAGCUUGAGCAAACAGGCACUAAUCCUGCGCAGACAGCACAGUACAUUAUCGCCACCAACAUGAACGGGAGCAACGAGGUGCAUAUUUCUAAACCAUGA